AUGCCGGCCACAAAACUGUAUGUUGGCAACCUCCCUGAGGAUACCGAUAAGACUGAGUUAGAAGAGGCCUUCAAAAAAUUUGGCAGCAUAGUGGAAUUUGAUAUUCUCAAGGAUUAUGGAUUUGUUCAUUUUGAAAAUGAAACAGAGGCCAAGGCAGCAGUAGAGGCAAUGGAUGGCUUUCAGCACCAUGGAAAAAACAUUCGAGUUGAAAUAUCACGAAGCAAGGUUAGACAGAAGGCUGGUAUGGGUGGUAAAGGAGAAUGCUAUCGAUGCGGCGGAGAGGGACAUUGGUCAAAGGAAUGUCCAAGAGGACCAUCACGAGGCUCUGGUCGAGAUCGAAGAGACAGAUACAAUCCUUAUGAGAGGGACCCUUACUAUCCCUACCCAUAUGACUACUAUGCCAGAGCCCGCUUGUUGCCACCACUCCCAUAUGACCGAUAUCGCUAUGAUGCCUAUGAGCGCAGCAGAUUGCCACCACUGCCUCCUCCACGUGACCCACUUUAUCGUGACUUUGGGAGAGAGUCGGCUGACUACUACCGCAGACCGUCACCACCUAGAGAUCCUUACUACGAUUAUUAUGAGAGGCGCAGGUUAGCUGAACUAGAUUCCUAUGCUGAUACACUUGGAGGAUCAGCAGCAGCAGCCUCUGGUGGUCAGAAUGACAUGAAAUCAUUAUCAAGAGCAUCAAUGCAAGGAAGAAUUCCUGGACCGUACUGA
Candidula unifasciata is the source of this 717-nucleotide messenger RNA. The record is from the annotation of a GenBank genome assembly. NCBI's taxonomy places the organism in Eukaryota, Metazoa, Mollusca, Gastropoda, Stylommatophora, Geomitridae.